Messenger RNA from Xyrichtys novacula (pearly razorfish), 6142 nucleotides. Lineage: Eukaryota; Metazoa; Chordata; Actinopteri; Labriformes; Labridae. The record is from the annotation of a GenBank genome assembly.
CGGGCAGAGGGCGAGAAUCCCCGCAGCUGAUUGGACGGCGCUGGUUUUCAGACGUCACGCGGGACCGUCAGUAUAACUUUACAGAGUGAACGAGCUCGUGGUACGAUACUCUGUGUUUGGAGGGUGAGCACGUGCGGUGGACCUCAAACAAUAACAACAUGGUGAGCCUCCUUUUAAAUUAUACUAUUAAACGGUAAUUUAUGUAUUUUCCUAGCAUUUUUAUUCAGUUUUAUAAAGGUUGUAAUCAUUUCAAGAUAAGCUGAAUCUCACUCAAAAAAAGCUCAUUUAAGUUAAAGUUAGUUUAAGAUAUAACUCCUGAGAUAAUGUCUUAGUUCGGCUGAAUUUUAACCCUUCUUUGACGUCUGUGUGGGGCUGAUUCUGCUUAAGAUUAUAUGGUAUGAUUGUAUUUGAUAACCACUUAUGCAACAGUGAGUUUGGCGUGACUCUGUGAAGAUAAUUCACAUCCUAUGUGGUUAUGAGUAAGCUGCCAUGAUGUGUCAUUCCCACCAGUGACACUCUGCAUCAUCAGUGUAACACAUUCAUAAUCUACUUUAAGGGCUUUUUAACCUCAAUUUAUAUUAAAGAGGGAGAGUUGAACAUGAAUCCUUCAAAAUCAAAUUUCAUUAUUGAUUGAAAAAGAUUAACAAUAGGGGAGAGUGGGGUAAGUUUAUUGGAAAUGGUAAAAGAAAUUGAUUAUUGACCAAAUAUUUAGGAGAUGGGCAUCAAUUCAUGGAGUCUGUGAAGGUUAGAAGCACAUGAGUGAAGGAGUUAGACAUUUAUUUACCAAAAACAAAAACAUGUUUCACUCUUGAAAGUGAAUUUAUUCUGUUAUAAGUUUUAUUAGAAUUGUGUUUAGACCAUAAAAGAUUAUUUUAAAUGUGUUUUAUACAUCAAUUAUGGUAUCUAUGGGCUACAUAGAUAACUUUAAAGUCCACCAUUUUCGCUUAGAGGACUAAUAAAGUCAUAAAAGUAAAGGAGUCUGAUGAGAGGAUCAGAGUUUCAGAUCAGAUUGUUGAAAUGUUUUACUUUUUCUUCUCAAAAAUACAGUUGUGAAUGUUCUGAAUCGCUUAAAGACAUUCUCAUGUUAAAAUGGAUUUUUACAAAACAGUUUUUUAGCAGUUACAUGCAAUAAUAAUUAAAAAAAUAUAUAUAUUGUACCAGUUGAAUGGCAUAUAAUAGAUAAAAAUACACAUGAAUGUGAAGAAGUGACUGUUAUUUAGGGAGAGAGAACUUAAAUUACUCCAUACAUAUUUGUUUGUUUGUGUUUUUUUCAGUGUGAACGGUUGUAGAUGGUUUAAAUAAGAUUGUUUUAUUCAUUGGCUUUGAACCCUGCAUGAGACUCGGCUCCUGUUUUAGUGUUUGUUUUUAGUUAUUUGUUUCUAUGUUUUUAAAUUAGUUUUUAAAAACAUUGAAACUAUAUUUUACUUUUUAAUUCUGCUUUUAUUUUAUCCAUUGUUUUAUUUUUGUUUUUUUUUUAUUGUUUUUUAUGUCUAGUUGUUUUGUCUAUUUAUGUACGGCACUUUGUUCAGCUGUGGUUGUUUUAAAAUGCUUAACAAAUAAAGUUGAGUUGAGUUGAGUCCAAAAACAUUAAUUCUCUCUUCUCAAGCUCCUGUGAGGAGUUUUUGAUGUUCAUGAAUUAAAAUAAAAUUCAUAUUGAUGCCUUUUUAUGAUAAAAGCAACAAGAUCAAUGUUUAAGUUGUGAUUUUUAGGGUUCGACGGGAUAGGUGUCGGACACGCAGCUGAAGAAACUGUCCUGUUUCAAAUUUUCCGUUUAAGAUACUCACUUCUAAUGAUGCAAAUGACUGUCAAAAGUCAAAAGGUUACCGAAUCGAUCAUGUCGAGGAUUCCCCACAGGAGCUUUAAGUUUUCGUCUUAAUGUUAUAGAGGAAAAAGUCUGUUUGGGGGUCUCCCAGAGGGGGGAAAGGUUGAAACUGCCCUCCUACGUGCCAACUUUCAAUGCAGUCAGCAAUAUGCAGUUUCGAUGCUGAUGUGUAACCUUAUCUCUUUAUGACUAUACCGCCUUUCACCUGUACGGUUGUGGAGCUCCGCCCACAUCACUGUUGUUUUUGUGCGGCGCAGACGCGACUGAUGCUCACAACCAAAAUCGCCUCAUAGAGCGGCGGUAUCAUUCGUAAUCCUCCCACCUGUUUGCACGCAAAUUCAGCUGUUUGUGUUUACAUAUACGGCUCACUUCAGGAAGUUACAACAGCCAUUUUACAUUUUAAACAGUCACACUUUUAAAAUUAAAGGUCUUUUAUGCUUCAUAUUUGUCCCUUUUUGUGUUUCUUUUCAGUCUGUACAUGAAAAAUCAACAGAGAGGCUUCCAGUGGAGAGAUCACAGACUGGGAAAACCAUCACUACAGUAAACAAACAGAUCUCCAGACUGUAUCCAUCACUGCCCCACACCGACCGGUGAGUCGGUUAACUCAUACAUCCUCUGAUUUACUUUUUCUUCUCGAUAAAAAGCUAAUUUCAAUUCUUUCGCUCAUCGUUCCAGAUUUGAUGCUUUUGUGGCCGACCAAUCCGUAAACUUCCCUCUGGCUGCGGUUUCUCAUGCAGACGAUCAGGUAAUAUUCACAGAUGUAACUCUGGAAUAAACAAGUCUGUUUGUGACAUCAAUAUUCAUCACGUUACGGUCACCGUCUGUUCCCUGAGCAUAAGGAAAUUAACAUGCUCGUGUUACUGGAAACACUCCCAAACAAAAAUUCCAGAAGUGUGUAAAAGGAAGUCACGUUGCAUAAUUGGCAAAACGGCCGCAGAUGCUGGUAUUCGCUGCCGUGUUUUUGAUAGUUCCUCUUUUUUCUCCUUUAUUUGCUUCAGUUAGAGGCACCAGGCGCCAGCAGCGGCGAGGUCAGACGGAAAGCACAGAUUCUUAUCUUGGAGGAGCAAAAACAAGAGGUGAGCGCAUUUCUGAAGCGAGAUUCACACUCAUUCCUGAACGUGUGAACUUCUCAGCGCUGACAUGCUCUCUCUGUUUCACUCAGCUUCUUUCUAUUAAUGAGAAAUGGGCGAAGGAGUACCAGACCAUGAGACAGUACUACAAAGAGAAGGUAAGGGAGAGACUUAUUCAGCGUUUUUAAGGUGUUUUUUUUUGUGCACUUCACUGACGUUUUCCCCUCUUAACGCUCAGGUGGAAGAUUUAAAAGCAUUACUGCAACACGACUACAGUCACUGUGAGGAGGAGGCGUGUGAUGACGAAGAAAUGGACAAGGAGUUAACAGAGAAAACAAGAUACAAGACACUCAAAGACUAUAUCGUCACAUGGGUAAGUGCAGCUGUUUUUAAUUGCAGUUACUGUACAGUCGAAAGCAGUUUUCAAGAAGUCCUAAUCUGUCAAAAUCCAAAAUUACAGACUCGUGACGCUGACGUCAGCUCAGAGUUACUGAAAGCGAAGAACGAGGCGAAAGAACUGCGAAUGCAGAACAACACGCUGACACGCAGAGGCCACCAGCAGGCCGAGGAGAUCAGACGACUGAACAAAGUAAGUCGGAUAGCAGCCCUACAAAGACGACAAGGUGUUCGAAUUGUUGUAGCUGCAGGAACAGUUGUGUUUAAAACCCUUAAAUGUGUUUUUACAGGCUCUGGAGGAGGCGUAUGAGAAAAACCAACCUCAUGAUGUGAGCAGUGAGACACUACAAGAACUCUGGAAACAUCAGGUGAGCUUUGGUCAUCGAAACAACAGGCAGGGGGCAGCAAAACCUCCUCAGCUGGGAGUUUUUGCGCUUCUUUGGUCAUAUAGGGAUCUCUAUAUUACUACACCCCCGUCUAUGACACAGCUUACCUGAAGAUCUUAAUCUUGAAGACUUUAAAACCAAACUCAAAACGUAACUUUAUAAUCUUUAUAUCAUUCACUUUGUCAAAGUGUUUUAGCAUUUAUCUCUUUCUAGUUUUAAAGACAGGAUCAUCUUUUAUUGAGAUAUUUUGGUGCUCUUAUUUUAGUAUCUUUUACUGUUGUUUUUCUUUACUUUGUUUUUAGAUUUUAACCUCCAGUGUUCCCUUAUCUUGAGUUUUAAAAUGAGGUUUCCUCAGUGCGCACAUUCCUGUCUCCACGAAAUCAAGCCUUUUUUAGGUUCAUGCAUUUUAAUACUGUUUCUAUUGCGUUUCGAUCGUGGGAAUGAGGGGUUGGGUUGGGUAGAUGUGGAUAUUCUUCAUUUCUUUAAUUCCCUUUUCUGUGUAAAGCACUUAGUGAUAAAGACUAAUUGAAACUGGGGUAUAAAUGUAAAAUAAGGCGCUCAUUAGGAAAGAUAUGAGCUGUUUCUUUGCUAAAAACAGUAAUAGUAAGCUAACAGAGUCAAACCCAGAGUGCUGAACAAAGUUUGUUUCCUCCAGAGGGAAAAGGUUGAAACUGUCCUGCUGUGUGACAAAUUUCAUUCCACUCAGCAGUGUGCAGUUUCGAUGCUGAUGUGAAGCCCUAUCUCGGUAUUACUGUACUGCCAGCUCCCCCCACAGUCAAACUCUUCAUGAAAACAUCAGACUUCUUAUUAAAUCCACACUUGAUUCCUAAUUUUAUCGUGUUGCCUUGUGAUCUAUUUUUAGGCGGAAGUCUACAAAGAAGAUUUUCUGAAGGAGCGGAGUGACAGAGAGAAGCUCAAGGAGAAACAACUUGACCUUGAGAAGAAGUAUAGGAAAGUUCACAGCGAGCUGCGUGCCCUGAAGUCUCAGGUACGACAUAAACUUUUCAAACUUUGAUAACCCGCCAUGUUCAUGAAAGAAACUUUAAAAGUUAGUUACUGAGAGUUGAACGUUUUCUCUGUUUUUUUUUUAGAUGACCUGGGUUCAGACUCCACAGACUGCACUCGAAUGCAACUGCAGGACUCAGGCAAAAGGCUCGAACUGGGAGGUUCACCAAAUCAACCAGCAUCAUAUGGUGUUACAGAGGCGGUGAAGAGUGAACUCAGUCAGCUGCUCACUGUGUUAAAAUUGUUUGUUGCACUUUAGGGAGUCUCAGAUCAGAGGUCGUCUUUAGCAGGGUGAGGUUUUGCUAACUUAGCAAGCAGGACAACAUCCAGGAAGUGAUCUCUGUUCUGUUGGACUUCAGCCUGCUGCGAGUCAAGCUUCAGGUAGUUUUCACUGUGAUCAUGACGAGGCCGGUCAACCGGGCGAACACACAGAAACAGUCAGUCAGACAUGAAACAAGUCAGGAGACUCCAUGCACAGUGUGCACACUCUACCCAGUGUGUGAAGUUGUGGUGUUGAGCUCCUCCUCUGCUCCUCGGCUCCUUCAGGGAGGUGUAGAAUUUUGCUAUUGUCACGGACCGUAUUCACCAAAAUACAACACGAAUUAUACAAGUCUUUUGAUCCUUUAGAUGAGUAAACUAAGAAAAAAGAAUUAAAGUGCAAACUUUUUUGACCUCUGAUUUUGUAUUUCUAAAAUCGAAAACAGACUUUUUAAAUCAGAAUUCUGAACUUCAAUUCAACAUUUUGACUUUUUCCUCUGAAAUCAGAUUUUAAACUCAGAUUUCCAAGUCUAAAGUCUGGGUUUGCAAUUUUAUAAUUUAGAAUUCUGAGUUUAAGUUAGAAUUUAGGGUCCUAAGUCACCAUUCUGACCAUAUUUAUCAGAAUUGAUGCAGUGUUUGCGUUACCUCGGACAUCACGUCUGAGCUGAAAACGACGUCACACCCGAGUUCCCAGAAUUUUAGUUACCAAGUCGGAAAAAAGCAAAAUCGGAGGCCUGGAACAAGAUAGCUACAUCUGCGAAAGUUAUUUUAGCGCUUGCCUUAUAUUCGGACAAGACAAGCGCUGAAGUAUCUUACUACGUGUAUUCUUAUUUCUUUUAUUUAUUCGUACAUGUUUCGUACACUUUUCCCCCGACUUGGUAACUGAAACGCUGGUAACUCGGUGGUGACGUCAUUUUCAGCUCGCUGCCACAUGAGGAGACUGAGUUGAGCUGUAGAGGUGUAACUUGUUGUAAAGAUAGUUUCAGUAUUCCAAGAACAAACAUCGUGUCGCUGAGAAUCUCUAGAGUAUGUUGGUUUCCCGGAGAGUCUUUCAGUAUCAGUUCAUUAACAGCCAAGGCCUGUCAGGGAGGAAGCACUGAGGUUAUAUUAAUAUUAUACUUUAGCAUAUAUAUAUUUUAAUAUUGUAUUUAUGAAUGUUUAGACGCUCUAUUGAAACUUGUUCUGAAAUAAACCACUAAAGUCCA